CUCAGAAUGUCGUCGUCAGUCGCAACGCUCAUCGCAGAGCAUCCGUCUAACCCUUGCCACGAAACCAAUAUGGUUUCAGGUAGCUCUAAAACAUGGACAAAGCCAUACCCACCCAUCACCAACUUGAUCGUCCACACGCGGAUGCAGGGAGAUCAGGCGGCAGAGGCCGACUUUCGAGCCUUCCACCCUGAAUAUGAAGAUGACUCGCUUAGGCUCCAAGAACGCGGUAAUCCACCGAACAAGCGAUCCUAUCGGUUAUACUCGGAGGAAGACGGGGUUACGUGGUUUCACACAGAGGUGUCCAACGUCGUCCUUGCUGCCUUUCAAACGUAUCCUCGGGUUUUACAGACUUCUCAUGACAAGCCCAUGGCUGAGUCUCGUGACGACCAUACUGUUGAUGUAGCCUACUCUGUCUAUGCUGGACAGGUCAGGAAGCACGUGGCUAUCGGCGAAUUCAAGAGGGGUCUCAUUGCCCGAAGAGAGUGGCAGCAUGGCAGGCUUGUCACAGCACCUCAGAACAGCUUAUCACAGGAACUACGAGGCUACGCAUGCAGAUAUUCGUGUCCACUUGUCUUUUGUUUCGAUAAUUACACCUUCAUCAUGCUUCAGUUUAGGGCAAGAAAGUCCAAGGACCUGAAUGAGGCGAAGUGCCCUGUGGACUGCUGGGUCUUUCCACGGGACAACAUACAUGGCACCACCCUGCGAUAUGCAUUCUAUCGCUUCAUUGUUCAGGGCUUUCGCCAAUGCCAAGGCCAGGCCGCAUUGGGCAUAGCCCUGAACGGGCAAAGACCGUCUGAGCGCUUCUUCUUCAACGGGGCCCCAUUCUGGAGAGAAAAAGACGGGUCAAAGCUUUUCGAGCCCUGGAACUACCACAGGGUGGUCGAUGCCUCAAGUGGUGCAUUUUAUUGGGCUGCCCCUGGAGGGGCAGAGCCUGUGCAGUAUGAUGACGGCACUACUGUAUGGGACACCGCCUCCUUUUGGAGUGCCCAGGAACCGGUCGACGAGGAAGAGGAUCUCUUUAGUGCAGAUUAG
This is a messenger RNA of Fusarium falciforme, 1032 nucleotides long. RefSeq lists its product as hypothetical. The coding region runs from base 7 to 1032 and encodes 341 amino acids. Lineage: Eukaryota; Fungi; Ascomycota; Sordariomycetes; Hypocreales; Nectriaceae. The record is from RefSeq and is a predicted model, not a curated record. The transcript is spliced from 2 exons.